Stegodyphus dumicola is the source of this 1700-nucleotide messenger RNA. It is a transcript of the gene Glut4EF, whose product is annotated as Glucose transporter 4 enhancer factor. Gene Ontology annotation, molecular function: RNA polymerase II cis-regulatory region sequence-specific DNA binding; DNA-binding transcription factor activity. Gene Ontology annotation, biological process: regulation of transcription by RNA polymerase II. Gene Ontology annotation, cellular component: nucleus. Lineage: Eukaryota; Metazoa; Arthropoda; Arachnida; Araneae; Eresidae. The record is from RefSeq and is a predicted model, not a curated record.
AUGGAUAUUCCACAUCAAAACAGAUUCCAAACCCUUGCAGAGCAACCAAUAGAGAAUGAAGGAGGAGCUAACUACGAAGAAACGCCUUCCCCCAUUGUUAUAGCCCAUAAUGACGUAGACUGGUUGGAAAUUGAUGAAAUUUUUCAGGAAAACUGUUCCGAGGAGUUUGAAUCAACUUUGAAGAGCCCCUGCCGCACAAAAGUUGUCUUUCAGUGCACAUGGCCAGGAUGUGGCCAGCAGUAUCAAGAAUGUGAUCAGGUGGAAAGACAUGUUAGAACUCAACAUCUCAAGCGUGGCGGUGAAGCGUUGGAUUCUGAAGGCAGCGAUCACGAGGAAGAGUUUUAUUACACAGAAAUGGAAGUUGAAAGCCCUCUUAGCCCCUUUCUUCAGGGUUCCAUUUAUUCUUCUUCAGUACCCACGCUCAGCCACUUGGAUAUGGCCAGGCCUGCUCACGAAGAUCCAGAGUACAAAAAGCAGACUCAAGUUCUUGGACCAACUGUAGUGCAAGCGUCUCCUAUCUCCAUACCACAGCUGCAGAAGUCUGCCGCUUGGCAUCUCCAUGGAUAUGCCGCCAGUGCCCCAAGUAACAUGGGUUCUCCCCAGAAGUGCAUGCGUCUGAGUAUCAAGCCGACUUCCUCCCCCAGCAAGUCGUCAUCCCCGCUGCACCGUCGCACGCGGUCAGAAAGUCGCAAGUGUCGGAAAGUCUAUGGCAUGGAAAAUAGAGAUAUGUGGUGCACUCAGUGCAAAUGGAAAAAAAGCCUGUACUCGGUUUGUAGACUGAAAACACCCAGAGACGCAGUCUUCAGACAUCAUCUUCGAGAAUACUUAUUCUUCUGAUGUGUUUCUCUUUUUUUCUUCUGUCUCAAGAAUAUUGAAAGGAUUUUAUCUUGGUGAACUUGAGUCUGUGUAUUCUUUAACCAGGAAGAUCUCUCUCAAAUGGACAGCCACCUUCUAUGCAACUUCAUGAGCCUAAUCAACAAGAGCCUUCUAUGAGUUUCAUGAUACAGAUCUGCAUAUGAAGGCUAAAUAUUGGACAUAUAAACCUUGAAGAAUACUCAUGGCUGGUCAAAUUUGCAAACAUCUAUUGGGAUGAACCUUCUGUAGACUCAAAAGAUGUGUUUAGAUAUUGUUAACUCGUAAAAGAAUUAAUUUAAAUAUGUUUGUUCUAAAUUUUGCUUCUUUUAUUGAUAUAUUUAAGCUGUAAUUUCAGUAUAUUUAUUACUUUUUUUAUUUCAAAAUUUAUUUUAUAUUAAAUAUACUUUCUGAUAUCUUAUUAUUAACUCAUAUGAUGCAGUGACAUUAGCAGUCAAUGAAAGUGGUAUCAGAAAUGUAUUAUAUGUGUUAUUGUCUCAAGCCAGUCAUCUGUAUUUACUUCAAAGAAGUAUAUGUCACACUUCAACAAAAGUGGCUUUCAAAGUAACGAAACAACUCGAGGUAUAUCUGUCGUCCAAUUUUCUAGCUAUUUUUAAACUUAUUUUGUCAUUUCUCCCACAAGAUGUGUUCAAGUAUUUAUAAACAGCGGAAAGAUAAAUUGCCACUUCAAUUUUUUUUCUUUGAUUGCUCAUGCAUUUUUGGCCAAUUUCAAAGGUGAUUAUAGACUUUUAUAUUUAUAUGUAAAUACAUAUGUUUUAUUGUAUUUAAAUUUAGUAUAUAUAGAUAUAUUAUAUAUUAUAUAUAUAUUUAGAUUGAGAAUGUGUAUA